UAGCUGACGCGCCUCCACAAUGCGUGGUUGGUCUUCAGCAUCAGUCGUCGUUGAACCCUCGUCUCGCGAGCAGCUACGACCGUCCGGUGAAUCGAAAGCGUGAACACAUCAGACGAAAUGGCUACCAUUACGAGGCUGUCGAUCAUAAAAUUCCUUGAGCUUCUCUUGGUAUGCAUCCUUAUCGGGUUGCACUACAACUCCUUCAAUGCAGGAGAUCAACAUACCGCGAUGAUAACCAUGGGAACCUUUGGGGGAUACCUGAUUAUUCUGGUCGGCUUGUUUAUCGGCAGCGUGAUGGGAACACCGGUGAACCGCCGUGUGGAUCUCUUCUUCGCGCUCAUUGGAUGCGCCCUGUUCAUCGCCGCGGGCGCGCUCAACAUCGACUACUUCCAGAAGUACGGACACAAGUCAUCGUUCCGCGAUACCGGCUUGGCCAAAGGGUCUCUCAGUAUUAUCGAGGGCAUCGUUUUCCUUGUGGACGCGUUCCUCACUUUUCGGGGGGAGAACUGAGAUCUGAAUCGCUUUUAAGUACAACGAGGGACUGCGCGGCCGGCAAUCGGUGUUAAUCACAUUCCGCAAUCGACGGAAAACUUUUCUAAUCUGUAAGGGAUUGGAUACUGCCAAAGAGUUUCCCCGAAGGAAACUUUCUUUUCAGCCGGGUAGCCAAGUGUAGUCGCGAAACGCGAAUCAUACAUACGGCGUCGCAAAGUUCCGCCGAUUUCUUUGAAUCAUGCGAAGCACGAGUUACGAGGCUUCGCGACUUGUGCCAUUUGUCUUGCACUUCGACGCGAAGUGUCUGUUUCAUCGAGAUUCUACGUUUCUCUAACUUGCUUAACUUUUCAAAAUUCUGAUUAAAAAUCUUUAGAAAUUGAAUAAAGAUAAAAUAUUCGCAAGACAUUUUUCUCUUAUGGAUAAAGAAAAAUUUCUGUUUAAAUAAAGCUUUCUAAUGUAAAUGUGACUUUGCGACGAUAUAUAAUCGAUGAUAGUACAAAACGUGCAGGGAUCACAUGACAAUGAUACAUACUUGCAUAUUAUACAUAUAUAUUAUAUAUAUGUGUAAUACGUUACUAUUAAUAAGCGGCAGUCCCUUCGUAGAAGCAGGCCAGUUGGUAUCAUAAUCAUUAAUAAUGUACUGAUAUCGCACUCGUAAUUUAAGUCAUGCUAUUCUGAGAUUUGACAAGUAACGAGAACAAGAAGAAAAGGAACGAUAACAUCAUGACGUUUUUAUAGACGACGUCAUUUGAUUGUAUCUCGGCGCUGAAAUAAGUUCGUUGUGUCCGCCGUCCUUUCACAAAUAUUCACGAAAUAUUUAUCUUUGAUUUGUACGUUUUUACGCUAAGACUUCAACAAUAAAGGAAAAUUAUGAAGAAAAAGA
Molecule: messenger RNA, 1375 nt
Organism: Temnothorax curvispinosus
Lineage: Eukaryota; Metazoa; Arthropoda; Insecta; Hymenoptera; Formicidae
Exons: 4
Coding region: 118-510 (130 amino acids)
Biological process (GO): septate junction assembly
Source: RefSeq, a predicted model, not a curated record